UGCGCGUUCCCGAUAGUCCGCGCCGCCGCAUUCGCGUCGUGCAGUCUAUGCCUGUGUGAAUUGGGGAGAUGGAUCGCGGGCGCAAGCCCCAUUAAAUCGUCAAUUUUGACUUUAACUAAAAGUCUUAAAGAAAUAAUUUAAUAGUGCAAUACCUUAACAAACUCGUUUCCACCUCAACCCCGGCUCUGCAGCCACCGCCGCCGGUGGUGGGGUUCAUAAUAUUACAGCCCUCGCGUCCACACCCCACUCACACACGGCAUUGAUGGUAAUGUAUGCAAGGAAACAACCGAGACUCAGUGAUGGCUGUCACGACAGAAGGGACUCACAACCCUACCAGACUCUUAAAUAUUCAUCAAAGAGUCACCCCAGCAGCAGUGAUCACCGUCAUGACAAAAUGCGAGAUUCUACAGAUCCUUCACCACCAAAUAAAAUGCGAAGAUCAGACAGCCCUGAAAACAAGUAUGGUGACAGUGCGGGCCAUGGCAAAGCCAAAGGUGUUCAUAUUCACAGAGUCAGAGAAAGGGAUGGAGGGACCAGUUUUUCUCCACAAGAAAAUUCACAUAACCACAGUGCUAUUCAUAGCACAAAUUCACACACUUCUACUCCAAGCAAAACUUCUGAUUCUGCUUAUGAUCCUGCCGAUGACUGGUCGGAACACAUCAGCUCUUCUGGAAAAAAAUAUUACUACAACUGCAGAACUGAAGUCUCUCAGUGGGAAAAACCUAAAGAAUGGCUUGAGAGAGAGCAGAGGCAAAAAGAUUCAAGUAAAGUGGCAGUUAACAGUUUUCCCAAAGACAGAGACUACAGGAGAGAGGCAAUGCAAGCUACAGCUACCGUGGACGAGAAACAUUCCAGUGAUGCCAGUAGUAUGCUUCCGCAGAACAUCUUGUCACAGACAAGCCGGCACAAUGAUAGAGACUACAGACUGCCAAGAACAGAGACUCACAGUAGUACUGCCCCUGUGCAGCACUCUAUUAAGCCAGUGGUUCACCCAGCUGCUGCCCCAAGCACUGUUCCUUCUAGUCCUUUUACCGUACAGCCUGACCACCCUCCUCCAAAGAAGUCCUUUGAUGCUAAUGGAGCAGCUGCUUUGUCCAAACUGCCUGUACCCACAUCUUCCAUCCCAGUACCGAAGUCUGACCGAAAGGGUUGUAUGCUAUCUCGCUGGGAAGUUUGA
Messenger RNA from Bombina bombina (fire-bellied toad), 1177 nucleotides. RefSeq names its product WW domain containing adaptor with coiled-coil (gene WAC). Bases 263 to 1177 code for a protein of 304 amino acids. The record is from RefSeq and is a predicted model, not a curated record. Gene Ontology annotation, molecular function: chromatin binding; RNA polymerase II complex binding. Gene Ontology annotation, biological process: positive regulation of TORC1 signaling; regulation of autophagy. The transcript has 8 exons. Gene Ontology annotation, cellular component: nucleus. Lineage: Eukaryota; Metazoa; Chordata; Amphibia; Anura; Bombinatoridae.